This is a messenger RNA of Trichoplusia ni (cabbage looper), 1956 nucleotides long. RefSeq lists its product as uncharacterized. The coding region runs from base 384 to 1340 and encodes 318 amino acids. The transcript is spliced from 7 exons. Lineage: Eukaryota; Metazoa; Arthropoda; Insecta; Lepidoptera; Noctuidae. The record is from RefSeq and is a predicted model, not a curated record.
UAAUUAUUAUACCCCAAUGACUCCAAUGUAACUAUUACAGAAAUGUAUAGAUCAAUAACAAACAAGCCAGAAAUUCCCUAACGGGAAUGUUCCGAGUCAAGAACGUUUUUAGGAGAAAUAUUCGGUUCGGUAACCGAAUGUCCUUGACAAGGUCCAGUCGGGAACCGUGCAACGGUAUGGGAACAGGUUGGACACACGGACAGACGGACCGACUAGCACAGUUAGCUGCUGCCACCAUAACUGGGUCAUCAUAUAUAUAUAGUGAAGUUCAAGGCGCAACACUCAUUGCCAGUUAAACUCUCGCACAAGCAACACGCACUUUCACCGGUGACGAUUGAAGAUAACGUGAUUCAGUGUUAGUGAUAUACCCCCAUCGAGAAAAGAUGCAUCACAAAGUGACAGGAUGGGCGCUGCUGGCGCUAAUAAGCUCCUCCAUGAUCCUCCACACGCUCGCGUAUCCACAACAGCAUGUCCCUCUCAUAUCACAGGCAACAAGUAGUGUGAGAACGCACAAUCCUCAAUACUACAGCAACUCAUUACCAGUACCACAACAGGAGCAAGCUCAAGAGCGUAAAUUCGCAGAGAAACCUAAUGCUUUGAAAAAAGUUGCUCUGGAUGACAUUGAUGACAUACAGACCAACUCUAUUUCCGAAGGGGGCUUCUCAUGGUCUAACAUGCUUGGUAUGCUAAUGCAAAUGUUUUUCAACCCCGGUACAACAGGACCUAAUAAAAGUGACAACAUCGAUACCGACGCUGUUUCGUCAUCACCUUGGGCUAACUUACUGUCUAUAGGCCUCAAAUUCUUGACCGCUAUCCUCGGAGGUGGAGCUUCCAGCGAUGGUAUUGAUAAAGUAGACAACGGCUCUUCCCCCAUGCAGGGUAUAUUGGCUGCGGUUCUGUCGUCGAUGCUCGGUGCAAAUGAUCCCGAUCGUGUCGCCUCCAUGGCAAAGCAGGCUGGAGAGUUCAUCAACAUCGUCGUAAAUCUCUUGGACGCCUUGAAGACCUCAUUCUCUCAUAGGUCGCUGGCUGCGCGGUCAAUGGGCCGCAAGGACUCAGUCAGUGACGCAGCACUAGCCGGCAUUGCUAUGUUCAAAACCUACGUAAGAUCCUUCGGAACCGAUGACGACAAGUGUCUGCAGAAGUACGUCUGCGAUGCUAACAACGAGUGCGCUGAUGACAUUGGCCCCAAGAGUGUGUUCUGUCAAUUCGGAACAUACGCUGCCAGUUUCGUGUUGGAAAGGCAAUCCGGUGGUACUUUUAACGACUUCUACGAAGCCGGUCGCCGAGGGCGCUCUGGAGUGGACUGUCGCCAAAUGUAUCUACAGUGCAAUGAAGUUUAAUUUCAACAGCAAAACCGCCAAAUUAUAAUUAAGUGCGACUUCAAAAUUAGUGAUAACAAAUAAUUUCCAAAGUUCUGCCUUUUGGAGAUGGCUAUUCCUCAUUAGUCUGUUUUGGCCUUAACAUUUUUAUGAAAACUAUGAGAAUACUUUAGAGAAAUGGUUUAACUUUUAGAUCGGUGGGUACAUAAAUAAGAGUAUUAAACUACAAAGACGCAAUAAACUUUUUUUGGUUUGUGCUUAAACUUAUCCCAUCGCACUUAUAAAUCAGCGUCGAGUAGUGUUUAAAUAAUUUAUUAAAUUAUUUAUUUAUUUAAUUUAUUUUAGAAAUAAAUGAGUAAACGGUAAAAUUUGUCCCACAUUAUUAUACGGUCCAUUCCAUAUGUCUUAGAAAUGAGUAUUGUAGAAUGUUGUGUAAUUGGCACAUUGUUUAUUGUAUAAACGAUGAAAUAUUCCGCCAGUUUCUCGAUAAUUGACGACUGAUGUAAAAAGUUAUAUGUGAUAUAAAUAUUUAUUUAUAUCACUUAAUAGUUAGUAUUUAUGUAUAUUUUGUGUGACUGUGUGAUUGAGGACGUCCUUGUGUGUUUGUGAUUGUAAAAUAAAUAACAAUAAUAAUUUA